Thalassophryne amazonica is the source of this 2284-nucleotide messenger RNA. It is a transcript of the gene tmem240a, whose product is annotated as transmembrane protein 240a. NCBI's taxonomy places the organism in Eukaryota, Metazoa, Chordata, Actinopteri, Batrachoidiformes, Batrachoididae. The record is from RefSeq and is a predicted model, not a curated record. The transcript has 4 exons. Bases 668 to 1195 code for a protein of 175 amino acids.
CGCUCUCUGGCACGCGCGGUAGGGACACGGCGUGCACACGCACACGCACAAAGAAGUGGGAGUGGAAGCUCGUGUUGUCGCUGGAAGCCAGGAUGGGAUAAUCAUGCGUGUCUGGCUCCGGGCGUCGAUGCCGCUGCCAGCGCUGGAUCCGGACUGGACUCGGGGCGCAGGGUGGGUCUAGUUCCCCCGACUGGAGCCAUCCGGACCUCAUGUCGAUCUUAUCAAGCAUUCCGAGGACGUUGAGGGUGAGGGCCGAGAGAGGGGUUGGUGCAGCUCUUUAAAACGAGAGACCGUUUUUCCACCCCUGAUGGAGGACAGAAUUCUCCGGCUGGAAUAACUUAGGUGGGGAAGAAAAGGUGAGAUCCCGGAUCCAGAAAGGCCUGUUUUCUUGAUGUCUUUGAAACCUGGAUAGAGACUCGCACCUGGAAACGGAUCGUUUUAGCGCCGGUAGUCGGGACUGCUUCGUUGGGCAGCGGAGCCGCGGGGCUCCUCGGAUGGAGAGGGCGCAGUGAGGGAGGCGCAGCGGGGACGCACGGGGAGCCAGGGGCGGCUCGGCGGCUCCAUGAGCGGCUCCUGCCGGCACAGAGCGUUCGGAGCCCGGCUGGAGCGUCUGCACCGCCGCGGGUAGAAACCCGCGAUUCAGGACGGCGGCAGCUAGGAGCUUUGAAUGCAUAUGAUCACAACCACCAUGAUUUUUAUGAUUCUUGGUGCUUCAGUUGUAAUGGCGAUAGCCUGUUUAAUGGACAUGAACGCAUUACUGGAUCGCUUCCACAACUACAUCUUACCGCAUCUACGAGGUGAAGACCGCGUCUGUCACUGCAACUGUGGAAGACAUCAUGUCCACUACGUAAUUCCUUACGAUGGCGACCAUUCCUUGGUAGACUCUUCUGAGAACUACUUUGUGAGCGAUAGUGUAACCAAACAGGAGAUGGACCUGAUGCUGGGGCUGCUGCUGGGAUUCUGUAUCAGCUGGCUGCUGUUGUGGUUGGACGGAGUCCUACACUGUGCCAUCAGGGCUUGGAGGGCGAGUCGUUACUAUGAUACUCCGUCCUGGUCAUGGCUGCCCCAGUUCUGCAAUCUUCGAGACCUCCGUCGUCAAACGCAGCUCAGACAGCUGGAAGAUUCCAGUGGCAACAUGGUCCACAUCAAGCAGAAGCUCUACCACAACGGCCACCCCAGUCCCCGACACCUCUGACUCAAAACAAAAAAAGGACAAAACAAAAUUUUUACCCCUCUUACCCCUCCUAUCUCUUACAACUCCACCCUUACCCCCCCCCCCGCCCCCCCGCCCCCAACCCCACAUUGGUCAACUGUUGUCUCAGACAGAGACCCUGAAAAUGUGCACUCCCCCUGUUCACAACACGGCCCCCUUAAACUUCCUGAUGAACUUUAUUACACUGAGUAAAAAAAUAAAAAUAAAAAAUCCAGCCCAGAAUUAAAAAAGAAAUCCAAAUCAAAGUGGAGCAAUAUGAUGAUAACUUGUUUCCACAGAAAUCUUGUCUCAUGUCCAUGUCCCUGUUGUGGGAGGAGGUUUAAAAAAACAUAUAGGAACAAAACAUUUUUAAGGGUGUUUUUCUGUAUUUAGACUUUUUCUGUGUUCAUUGUUAAAGUUGGCAUGCUCUUUUAGAACAGGGUAAGACGUGGGCAGCGUACGUGGCAGCAACAUGGGUGUCAUAACCUUUUUGGUUUCCUUCUUCUUCUUUUGGGUGGGUGAUGGACUUUGUUGGUCCGGGGAGGGGGACGGGACACAGGCGGGUGGGCUGGUUUUAGAUGGUUGCUUGUGUAAAUAGUUAUAAAUAAGGGCACAUGGGCUGCGGAGUCUAAACGGGGUGCACAGAGGGAUAUUUGUGUGCGUCAAGAUUAUUGCAAAAGAAAAGAAAGAAGAGUCACUUUGAAAAGUGGAUGUGAAAUCGUGUGAUUUCUGGUAAAAACACAGAAUAAUUAGCUUUGUUACCUAGUGAAUUAACUGAAUGUAUUAAUUUUUCCUGUAAAUAUGUUCGGGGUACAGGGCGUGUGUAUGGUGGCGGUCAGGGUUCUCUUUGCUCUGUUGUUUAGGAAAAAUAAAUGCCAGCCAAGACUCAUCAGUAAAAUACACGCCACACUGUGUCCGACAGCACAGCUCGAUUUUCUUUAUCCAUUUUCCUCUCACUUAUCAGGAACAACCAGCCUAUCAGCAGAGGGAACCCUCACCCAGACCCUCCCCCUCGCCCUCUCUGUCCAGACAUUGCUGUUGUGAGGAUGAAAUGUCUGUUUUAUUAAAAGUGCUGCUGAAGCACAACAGUGA